Alnus glutinosa is the source of this 2370-nucleotide messenger RNA. RefSeq lists its product as uncharacterized. Gene Ontology annotation, molecular function: iron-sulfur cluster binding; RNA methyltransferase activity. Bases 68 to 1435 code for a protein of 455 amino acids. Gene Ontology annotation, biological process: tRNA methylation; rRNA base methylation. The record is from RefSeq and is a predicted model, not a curated record. The transcript has 9 exons. NCBI's taxonomy places the organism in Eukaryota, Viridiplantae, Streptophyta, Magnoliopsida, Fagales, Betulaceae.
UACCGUACAUUUUCUGGAGGGAAAGCCCUAAACUUCGUUCGCAAAAUCGUGUGACUUUGAAACGGAGAUGGGAUGUAUGUGGAUGAGUCAGGUGCGAGUGCGAGUGCGAGUAGGAGCCAAUAACUCUCUGCUCCUGUCUAAGCCUUCCAUGGCCUCUCUAUCCCCUAUCUCCUUCACCCAUCCGAAACCACCACCGUCUCUCAUUUCCCUCGUCUUCUCUCACCGUCGCUCGCUCUCAACCACCACUUGGUCUCAACGAAUUCCUCACGCUUCCAUCGACGACAACUGCUCUGAUUUCGGAGAUGGUGGCGGAAUUGGAGUUUCGAGAAAUGGGUCCAAGGUGCUUCUUAAGGGGAUGAGAUACUCUGAGCUUGAAAGUUGGGUUCAGUUACAAGGAUACAGGCCCGGUCAGGCUCUAAUGCUGUGGAAGCGCCUCUAUGGAAAUAACAUUUGGGCACAUAAUAGUGACGAGUUGGAAGGUUUGAACAAAGAUUUCAACAAAAUGUUGAGCGAAAAUGCUGAAUUCAAGGCAUUAUCUUUAAAAAAAAUUCUCACAGCAUCUGAUGGAACUAGGAAGAUUUUAUUCACAUUGGAGGAUGAACUGGUAAUAGAGACAGUUGUCAUACCUUGUGAUAGGGGCAGGACUACUGUUUGUGUCUCCAGUCAAGUGGGCUGUGCCAUGAAUUGUCAGUUUUGCUACACUGGAAGGAUGGGUUUAAAGAGACAUUUAACUGCAGCUGAGAUAGUAGAGCAAGCUGUAUUUGCCCGGCGUCUGCUCACAAGUGAAGUUGGUUCCAUUACCAAUGUUGUAUUUAUGGGAAUGGGAGAACCACUUCACAACAUUGACAAUGUCAUUAAAGCUGCAGAUAUUAUGGUGCAUGAGCAAGGCCUUCAUUUCAGUCCUCGCAAGGUCACCGUCUCAACCAGCGGGCUUGUUCCCCAGCUGAGACGUUUUCUCCAUGAAUCCAACUGUGCUUUAGCUGUUAGUUUGAAUGCAACAACUGAUGAGGUCAGAAACUGGAUCAUGCCAAUUAACCGGAAGUAUAAAUUAGGCUUGCUUCUUCAGACCCUUCGGGAGGAACUUCGCUUCAAACAUAACUACAAAGUUCUAUUUGAAUAUGUAAUGCUUUCAGGAGUCAAUGACAGCAUUGAGGAUGCAAAGAGGCUUAUUGAUCUUGUUCAGGGAAUUCCAUGCAAGAUCAAUCUCAUCUCAUUCAAUCCUCAUAGCGGAUCCCAGUUUCAACCAACCAGUGAGGCAAAGAUGAUUGAGUUUCGAAAUGUUUUGGCUGAGGCAGGGUGCACUGUUUUCUUGCGACUCAGUAGAGGUGAUGAUCAGAUGGCCGCCUGCGGUCAGCUAGGCAAGCCUGGUACAAUCCAGGCUCCUUUGAUCCGUGUGCCAGAGCAAUUCCAGAUGGCAGUGAAUAUGUCUGUGUGAAUAUUUUUCAGGCAAGCAGUUACAAGUGCCAGGCAGCUCUUACUGUUUAUUUUUGCGAGAAAGAUGAAGCAGAAGCAUGGAGAUGCGAAUUUGGUUACUCGAAUGGUAGUUUAAUGUACCUUGGAUCUGUUUGUGUAGCGGCAUCAUAGGGAGCUGAGCCCGGGUAUUUGACCUCUUUUCAAUUUGUGUGUUUUUCCUAUUAUAAUUGCAUUUUACCCUGUCCGAGUUUGUGAUCCACGUGGCGAUGCAGCCAUAAUUUGUAGACUAGAUUUGCACCUGCGGGCACCACCACUUUGAUGCCUUAAAAAGGGUUGCCAUUACCAUAACCUCCCCAAACGGAUAUAGAAAGGAUUUAACUCAGAAAUCAGUUGAUGCUAUGAAGUCUAGAUGCUACCUCUUUUGGAUGAAAACAUGUGGAUGCAAAAUUGCUUCAAGUGACGAUGAUUGGGAAGUAUUUAUCUGAGUGAAAUUAUUUUAAGCAUAUAAACAAGAUGUACUUAAGAGUAUUCGAAAUGUGUUGGGUUAUCUUAGAAUUUUUUAGUAUGGUUGAAUAUAUUUUAAUAUGGAAAGCAAGGCAAUAUUUCGUUUGGUCUAGGGGGAUGAACUUCCCACGAUAACCUUUAGUUGGUUAAUAUUCAAUUCUUGUAUUUUGAAUACGAUUUUACAAAGAGCCCCAGUAGAUGAAGAUGUCUGAGGCAGCGUUAUGCUAGACGGGAGAAUAUGUUCAAACUUGGAAGCUGGCUAACUUUAAUGGUGCUUUUGGCGAAGAAUAUUCCAUAUAUCUGUCAGCUAUGAAUAUUCUGUAUGUGAUACCCGUCUUUACCCAUUAUCGGCACAUGAAAUGAAAGAGCUGAGACGAGUGAGCAAGUGUUACUUGCUUGAGAAGAAAAAGGUUAAUGCCAAACAAAACAAUUGCAAGUAUUUGAAAUUGUCUA